Molecule: messenger RNA, 1461 nt
Organism: Aspergillus puulaauensis
Lineage: Eukaryota; Fungi; Ascomycota; Eurotiomycetes; Eurotiales; Aspergillaceae
Product: aldehyde dehydrogenase family protein
Exons: 1
Coding region: 1-1461 (486 amino acids)
Molecular function (GO): aldehyde dehydrogenase (NAD+) activity
Source: RefSeq, a predicted model, not a curated record
AUGCUCGACUUUUCACGCAACAGGCUGCCCACGCAGCUCUUCAUCAACAACGAAUACGUCAGCCCCAAAUCCCCCGCCGUAUUCUCCGUGUCCAACCCCCGCGACAACUCUCUUGUUUCAGACAAGGUGCCCCUCGCCGGUGCAGACGACGUCGACGCCGCUGUUGCCGCUGCGGACGCUGCAUUCCCCCAGUGGAAGGCCAUCUCGGCCUCCGAACGACGCGCAAUCCUGCUGAAGUUUGCAGCCUUGGUGGAGAAACAUGCAGAAGUGCUGGGCGAGCUGACCAGGAUCACCCUCGGCGCCCCAUACCAGGCCUUUGGCCGCUUCGAGGUCGGUCUGUGUGCGGAGUCGUUCCAAUACAAUGCCGGCUGGAUUGACAAGUUUGCGGGCGAGGCCUACCCCCAGGAGAAUGGCUUCAUGCGAAUCACGCGCAAUGAACCUCUCGGUGUGACUGCAGGAAUUGUGCCCUGGAAUGGGCCCAUGGGGACGGUCGGUCUCAAGGCAGCACCAGCCCUUGCGACCGGCAACUGCUUCAUUCUCAAGCCCUCGGAGAAGACACCGUUUGCAGCACUGGCUCUGGGUCCGCUGAUUCGCGAGGCUGGAUUCCCUCCUGGUGUCUUCCAGGUGCUCUCUGGCGACGGCACGACAGGCGCCCUGCUGGCCAGCCACAUGCGUAUCCGCAAGGUCAGCUUUACGGGGUCUAUCGCCACGGGGAAACGCAUCCAGAAGAUGGCAGCGGAGUCGAACCUGAAGCGCGUCACCCUCGAGCUGGGUGGUAAGUCGCCGGCAGUGGUCUUUGACGACUGCAACUUGGACAAUGCAGUGACCUGGUGUGUCAAUGCGAUCACAGCAAACAGCGGCCAGGUCUGUUUCGCAGCGUCGAGGGUCUACGUCCAGGAGGGCAUCCGCGACGAGUUUGCCAAGAGAUACAAGGCUGCCUUGGAGGAGCGUGCUAAAAAGAUCAACGAUCCAGAGAAGGAGGAUACCCUGAUGGGGCCUCUGGUCGACGAAGCCCAAUUCCGGCGUGUCAGUGGAUUCCUCGAGCGCGGAGUGCAGUCUCAUUCCCUGCUCACUGGUGGACAGCCCGUCGACGACAAAGGCUUCUUCGUCCAGCCGACUGUCUUCACGGGCGUCGAACCUAGUGCAGAGCUGUACCGCGAGGAGAUCUUUGGCCCAGUGUCCAUCCUGAACUUCUUCAAGACCGAAGAGGAAGUCCUGCACAAGGCGAAUGCAACGGAAUAUGGCCUGAUGGCGGGCGUCUUCACCCAGGACAUCAACAAGGCAAUGCGAGUUGCCAGUGAAUUCGAGUCUGGCAUGGUCGGCAUCAACUGCAUCAGCCUGAACUUCCUCAAUGUGCCCUUUGGGGGCUCCAAGCAGAGUGGCCUGGGUCGCGAAUGCGGUCGCAGCGCGCUGGAGCACUUUACCGAGCCAAAGACUGUCAUGAUUAACCUGACCUACUGA